Molecule: messenger RNA, 1784 nt
Organism: Acipenser ruthenus (sterlet)
Lineage: Eukaryota; Metazoa; Chordata; Actinopteri; Acipenseriformes; Acipenseridae
Gene: gjb1a
Product: gap junction protein beta 1a
Exons: 3
Coding region: 338-1156 (272 amino acids)
Biological process (GO): cell communication
Cellular component (GO): connexin complex
Source: RefSeq, a predicted model, not a curated record
UCAUAAAGGCCACCAUUGUAUGUAAAUAGUUUAUAUAAGAGCGUAUGACUUCUACAGUGCAGGGCAGUGGCUAGUGUCAGGGAAUUCAUUUGCAAUUUGCAAAGACAUGGUGUUCCAGCACAUCACUUACUACACUGAUGGUAAUCCAGCUGACUAAGGACUUGUCUGCGUGUGGACUCACCUGAAGGUCUGGGGUCGAAUCUAGCUUAGAUUUCCACAGUUGGAAAGGAAUUUGGUGGUUUCAACUUUAGUCUCCUCCUCAGUGGGCAGAAACACACCUCACACACAGUGUCUGCUUGGGGAAGCCCAGGACUUAACAGUAGACCUGGAACCAAAAAUGAAUUGGGCGUCUUUUUAUGCCGUUCUCAGCGGUGUAAACAGGAACUCCACUGGAAUCGGCCGCAUCUGGCUGUCGGUCCUCUUCAUCUUUCGAAUCAUGGUCCUGGUGGUCGCAGCGGAGAGUGUCUGGGGCGACGAGAAGUCAGGCUUCAUCUGCAACACGCAGCAGCCUGGUUGCAACAGUGUCUGCUAUGACCAGUUUUUCCCCAUUUCCCACAUCCGCCUAUGGGCACUGCAGCUCAUCCUGGUGUCCACUCCAGCCCUCCUCGUGGCCAUGCACGUGGCUCACCGCCGGCACAUCGAGAAGAAGAUCCUAAAGCUGUCCGGCCACAGCAGCAGCAAAGACCUGGAGCAGAUAAAGAUGCAGAGGAUGAAGAUCACGGGGGCCCUGUGGUGGACCUACAUGAUUAGCGUGAUCUUCCGGAUCCUCUUCGAAGCCGCUUUCAUGUACAUCUUCUACCUGAUCUACCCGGGCUUCAAGAUGAUUCGGUUAGUCAAGUGCGACGCCUACCCCUGCCCCAACACUGUGGACUGCUUUGUAUCCAGACCCACGGAGAAAACCAUCUUCACCAUCUUCAUGCUGGUGGUGUCUGGGGUCUGUAUCCUCCUCAACAUCGCAGAGGUUGUCUACUUGAUCACCAAGACCUGUUUCAAGAGCUUGCCAGACUCGGAGUCCGGCUCCAAAGGUACUUUUUAUGGGCACAGGUUCUCGUCGUACAAACAGAACGAGAUCAAUCAGCUGAUCUUGGACUCGAAAAUCAACGGGUCGAAGAGAAAUCCCGGUUCUGAUAAGGGGGACAGGUGUUCGGCUUGUUAGGUGUCUGAUGUCUUACUCUAACCUCUGCAUCCAACCCAUUCAACUAAUCAAGCUUAAUUAGUGUUUUGAAGCAGAUUGGAGCUCACUGUUUCUUGGAGCACUGAGACCGAGUUUAAUCCUUUACAGUGUGGGGAUACUUCACAGCAUUUACAAAGCUGUAGAUUAUCAUUUUGUAAAAAAAAAACAUGAUAGCAUAACCCCUUAACCUUCAACCAUUCUUGACGCAGUUCUCUGUCCACAGGUAAGAAGCCACCACACUAAAGCAUCACCAAGCCAUCCAUCUGCAAAGACCACAUAUACCUGUGAUUGUACUGAUCAAUGAGGGCGUGAACUGCUUACAGUGUUUAAAUUGACCAGUGUGAAGUCUCACAAACAAUUCCUCAAGCCGAGGCAACACACUGGAGGUACUGCAAACACACCAUUCCAGAGGUUAAGGGGGUGCAACUGUAUUUGGUUUUUAAGGGACAUAUUUCACACGGCACUUGAAGUUACAGAAUAGUGUAUAACGCCAAAUAUGGUAAAAGUGCAGCGCUUCCUGUAUGUAACUAGAUGAAAUGUCCGUGCUUCAGUUGGUCUUUGAGAUGGUAUGAACUUCACGCCACUGAAACACAACUUCUUUUUUUUUUUU